CACGGAGCCUGGUUGCUGCUGCAUGAUUUUCACAGGCUCGCUGGCCAAUAGAUAUGCUCAUGUCGCAUGAGAAAGGUGCAACCCUACCAUAUGCGCCGGGGAGCGCGGAGCGCAGCUCCAUGCCGGCCGGAAAAGUGCGUCGAUGCACAGCCGUCUUGCUCUGCGUUGCGGCCACCGCAUUCCUCUGCCCUCCCUCCUGGCGCACCGCACAUUUUCCCUUCCCAUCGCAGUGGACGUCGCCAGCAUCUCUCUCUUCUGCUGUAGCGCCGCUUCCCCCAGAGGGCGACGUUGACGUGGGCACCUUGUCGCUGGGCGACAUUCACUGGCACCAGUGCCCUGAAGAUAUUGACAGCGACAAGUUCGAGUGCGGCCGCCUCUCUGCGCCUUUGAACUACCUCAACUCCACGACCGAUCGCCGUCGCGCAUCCAUCUAUGUGACACGCUACAAGGCUCGUGUCGCUGAACACCCGCAAGAGCUCACCCGCCGCGAGGAUGUGCUCGGGACGAUUGUGCUCAAUCCAGGCGGACCGGGCGGAUCCGGCGUCGACUUUAUGACAACCCCGCGACCAGUAGCAAACAAUCUGACGUUCUCCGACUUGUUCAACCAGCUCACCAAGGGCCGCUAUGACUACCUUUCCUUCGACCCGCGUGGCGUCGGGCGCACAUGGCCGCGAGCCAACUGCUGGAAGAGUCCCGCUGAUUCGUGCGUAAACAACAUGGUCAGGGCAAGCCAAGGAAUGUACGGCAGCAUUAAGGGCGGUGGAGACGCACAUCUCGGCGAGCUGCUCGCUGAGAUGGAGCUCGUCUCGCAAGUGUGUGCGCAGAACGAGGAGACAAGGGACACCUUGCAGUACAUUGGUACGACAGCAACGGCUAGAGAUAUGAGGCUGCUGUACACCGCCGUCGGGGACACUGGUCUGAAUUACUGGGGCUUCUCUUAUGGUUCAACACUUGGCGCAACAUUUGCAGAUAUGUUCCCCAGCGAGGUCCGCAGGCUGGUCAUCGAUGGUGUCAUGCAGCCGGCAUAUUACUACCAAGGCCUGUGGAACGACACUUUCAUAAACACGGACGGUGUGCUGGAUGGCUUCUACGACGAAUGCGCCAAGGCGGGGGACGAAUGCGCACUUGCCAAAGGCCUUGGCAGCAGGGCUGGCCUCAAGAAAAGCCAUCAUCAGCACCUCGUUGAUACUAUCCGUGGCAAAGUCGAACGCCUUUACGAAAGACUCGGACAAAAACCAGUCGUCGUCGCCAACGCCACCCAUCCGGGUCUUUUGACUUGGUCGGACCUACACGAUACCAUCUUCCAUGCACUCUAUGCGCCGGUGUCGUGGAAUGCUCUUGCGCAGGACCUACAGCGUUUGAUCGAUGGAGACCCUGUCCCCUUCUUCGAAAAGCACGGGCUGAAGCCUUGCGAAACGGGCGCAAUCACACACAGGAAACCCAGCAGCGCCGAAGCCACAGUGGCCAUCACGUGUGGCGACACAGGAAGGCGAUUCGUGCAGAGGCCGACGGUCAAGUACUGGAAAGUAUUCUUGAAGCAAAUGUUCAGGCUCAGCCACCAUUUCGGAGCAACCUUUUCCGAAUCGAUUCAGUGCCACGGCAGUUGGCAGAUCCACUCUAAUGAGCCCUGGCUCGGCGAUUUUACCAGUCCCACCGCUCAUCCGCUCUUAAUGAUUGGCAACUCGUACGAUCCCGUCACGCCAUACGCCAAUGCUGUCGUCAUGAGCAGCCUCUUCCCUAACUCGAGCGCCGUCCUGCGCAGAGGCUACGGGCAUUGCAGCAUUAGCCAGAAAAGCCGCUGCAUUGAGCACAUCGUCGGCGACUACUUUCUCGACGGCACGCUGCCCCCCAACGGCACUGUCUGCGAUGUCGACUCGUGGGACCAACCUCUGUUUGGCACCAAGCCGAGCCAGUAUAUGCAGCAACAGGAGGUUGAGGCUUUGCACGAAGGUGUGGCCGGGCAGCUUCUAACGCACGCAGCUGCGGAUAUUGCUGCUUUCCAGCGCGGUCGCAGAUUGUUGGGAGUAUGACUAAUUGUUCCCUAAAGUGCGCCUCGCAAGACGGCGGAUGUAAUUCCACGAAAGCUUUUGGAGCCUCCCCUGCGCCGUAAUUCCGCAUUCCCUCUUCGCCGGUCCAAACUUGGCCUUGCAGUCGUUGUAUGUAUAUAUCCGCAUGAAUACGCAUGUAGCGCGAGAGAACG
This is a messenger RNA of Tilletiaria anomala UBC 951, 2200 nucleotides long. Its product is annotated as alpha/beta-hydrolase. Lineage: Eukaryota; Fungi; Basidiomycota; Exobasidiomycetes; Georgefischeriales; Tilletiariaceae. The record is from RefSeq and is a predicted model, not a curated record. Bases 120 to 2030 code for a protein of 636 amino acids. The transcript is spliced from 4 exons.